Sinocyclocheilus rhinocerous is the source of this 648-nucleotide messenger RNA. RefSeq lists its product as uncharacterized. NCBI's taxonomy places the organism in Eukaryota, Metazoa, Chordata, Actinopteri, Cypriniformes, Cyprinidae. Gene Ontology annotation, molecular function: ubiquitin protein ligase activity. The record is from RefSeq and is a predicted model, not a curated record. Bases 1 to 648 code for a protein of 215 amino acids. Gene Ontology annotation, biological process: protein polyubiquitination. The transcript has 4 exons.
AUGAAGCUGGUUAGCAAAGUGGAUUUCAACACAUGUCCCACCAGCAAUCAAAUAAAUGUCUGCAGAGACAAUAUUUUAAAUGGAAGUAUUCAAGCAUUUAAACGACGCCGUUUUGACCCGGGUGCAAAAUUGGAUAUUAUUUUCGUUGACGAGGAGGGUGUGUCUGAGGGGGCCAUAGAUGAAGGAGGUCCUUCCAGGGAAUAUUUCAGAUUAUUAAUGAAGGCAAUACAGCAUGCUAAAAUCUUUGAGGGGCCUGAACAACGUAGGCACUUAACCCUUGAUACACAUGAUGCGGAGGACAGCCUGAGCAUAAUGGGAGCCCUUCGAAUUGUCAAAUCGUUGCAAGAAAGAGAUUUCUUGGUCCAGUCAGCCUUGGGUUUCUACACCGAUGGACAAGGAGAAUGCAGUCCUCUAACAAUGGAGAUGGUCCUUGAAUUCGCUUCAGGAGCAUCAGCUGUGCCUCCACUGGGGUUUUCUCAACCUCCCCAAAUCCAGUUUCUACAUGGAACUUCAGACUACAAACGUAUAUAUCCUGAGGCCAAUACGUGCCUAAUAAUACUCAGACUGCCACUUCACAACAGCUAUGAUGACUUCAAAACAUACAUGACUGAUGGGAUACUGCAGGCUCCAACCUUUGGCGUUUCCUAA